Messenger RNA from Cydia amplana, 1409 nucleotides. It is a transcript of the gene Neos, whose product is annotated as nuclear receptor coactivator 5. The record is from RefSeq and is a predicted model, not a curated record. Lineage: Eukaryota; Metazoa; Arthropoda; Insecta; Lepidoptera; Tortricidae. The transcript is spliced from 8 exons. Gene Ontology annotation, molecular function: RNA binding. The coding region runs from base 85 to 1404 and encodes 439 amino acids.
UGAGUGAUAUCGUAAUUCGGUGCGUCCUAAUUCAGCUUGCUGUUUUUCUUUCUAAUUUAUGAAUAAAGUGAUAUACGUGGAGCCAUGGCGGACAAACUGACUCUUGAUAGACAGGCUAUGAAAGAUAGGUCUACAUCUCAUCUUCGCAUAUACGUUGGAGGAAUACCCGAAAAUGCAACAGUUGACGAUAUGUACGACCACUUCAUCCAGUAUGGGCAGAUUAACGGCAUUGUCGUGAAUCGGAACUUUGGUUUCGUUCAGUUCGAGACAGAGGCCAGCGCAAAGCAAGCUAUCGCUGGUGCUGAUGGGAGCAUCUUUAUGGGGAAGAAUAUUAAUGUUAGGACUGCUCAAACCAAUCCGGAUAAAGCAAGGCCUACUGAAGUAGUUAUAGUGGAACCUGAGAUUCCCCCAGCCGUGGCCCUCAAUGAUAACCUAGCAACGGACAAUGAUGGGGGAGAGGAGCCCUACGACAGCUACGGCAACUACAUAGGUGACCAGAGCCAUGAGGACGACUAUGAAGAAAAUAACUACAGCAACCAGAGUUGGGGAGAGAGCCGCGGCGGGCGCGGGCGGGGCGGGCCCGGGGCGCGGGGGCGCGGGCGGGGGCGGGGGCGCGGGCACGGCGCCCCGGCCGGGGCGCCCUACAGGGACCGGGAGGAGGAGAGGCCGAGAAGGGGUGGCGAGUGGGCCGAGCAGCGCGGGUUCUCGCGCGAGCGGUACGCGCCGCCGCCCGAGUACCCGCGGCCCGUGCCCGUAACCGAGCGCAACGACUGCGAGAUCAUCGUCGUCUCUAAAGCGCUCACUGAAUACGCGGAAUACAUCGAAGGUCGCCUGAAGCGUCUUGGCAUCGUCGUAGACCUAUUGUUCCCUAUGGAGGACGUGCCCAUAGGCAAGGUGCUUGGCAACAUAGCGUCGCGCGGCUGCCUGUACGCGAUCCUCGUGAUGCCGCAGAACCAGGAGAACCGCUCGCUCACGCUCACCAUACUGCACGGGUUGCCACAGGAACACCGCAACAUGCCGCUAGAGGACUCCCUGCAACUGCUAUCGCGCAACUUCCAGGAGGUGCAGCGUGGGGGGCCGAGCGGACGCGAGGCCGUUUACGCGCUGCUAGGGCAGCUGGCCGACGGACGGAGUUUAACAGUCAUGCAGUAUGAGAAGGUCAUCGAGUACUUACAGGAACGCAAAGAGCAACAGGUCAAGAUCGAGCUAGGCGAGCCCCUCGUGUCGGCGUCCAACAACAAGACGGAGACCGACCUGCAGCAGCGCAUCCUCAGCAUCCUCAACGACAAGGUGACGCCUGCCCCCGCCGCCCCCGCCCCCGCCCCCGCAUCCCCUCAGAACAAGCUGUUCAACGACCCUACGGUUAGGAAAGCGCUAGAUUCUAUCUUGCAGAAGUUUACGUAGAUUUA